AUGCCGGGGUUCCUUCAUAUUUACCUUGUUUCGCUUCUGGUAUUGACUGCCACCUCGUUCGCCGCCCCAAAUUGCAAGACUUCCCCUGGCGAUUUGACGUGGCCAUCCCCAGAAGAGUGGAAUACCCUUAACCAGACCAUUCAUGGAAGCCUCAUAAAGACGGCCCCAGCUGGCUCCUCGUGCUAUCCGGGGAAUCCUUUCGGCUCUUCUGAAAACUGCACCACAGUGAAGGAGAAUUGGUCAUACGCAGCCCACCAUGCAGCAUGGCCAGAAAGUGUGGACUACUCCAUCUACGCAAAUAACUCGUGUUUGCCUCCUGGAGUCGAUGGAUACUCCAAAGACAAGGGGUGUAGCAUCGGAGGACUGCCGCAGUAUGUCGUGAAUGCCACAUCCGAACAGCAAAUUGCCAUCGCAAUGAAAUGGGCAUCUAAGAAAAACAUUCGAAUUGUGGUUAAAGGAACAGGGCAUGAUCUUGGUGGCCGUUCUACCGGCGCCUAUUCUCUUUCAAUUUGGACACAUAAUUUCAAGAAAAUCGAGAGAAGGCCUGCAUGGAAAGUAGCUGGAAGCAAUACUACCGAGGAUGUCGUUAUCUGUGGCAGUGGUAACAAUUGGGGAACUGUCUAUACUGCAGUACACAAGAUGAACCGGACAGUGGUUGGCGGGGAAGAUCCCACCGUAGGACUCGGUGGCUUGAUACAAAAUGGAGGCCACGGGCUUCUUUCAAGCCACUACGGCCUUGCUUCUGACCAGCUGUAUCAAGUCACCGUGAUCACAACCGAGGGCCGCCAGUUUGUCGCCAAUGACAUCCAAAACCAAGAUCUGUUCUGGGCGAUUCGUGGUGCUGGGGGAGGUCAAUACGGAGUGGUCACCGAAUUCGUGUUGAAAACGCACCCAGUUCCUGCCAAUGUGGUUAGUGGCGGGCUUACGUUCUAUCCUGCUCAGAAUUCGAAUGCCAGCAGUGAAGCAUCUUGGAAUGCAAUGGCCGAAGUUGCGGCCCAAAUCCCUGAUAUGAUGGACCAUGGAAUCACAGGAACUGUGACUGCUCUAACCAAGCAGAAGGCCAUGUCAUUCUUGGGACUGAAAGAGGAUCUGCCUGGUGUCUCUGCUAUGCUCAGUCUUACUGGUUUUAACAUGACCACGAAAAACAUGAAUGCCACCCUCAACCAACUGGCUGCUCGGAUCAACGUUGAAAAGGUCAACAUCACUAUGCAGUCACCUUCGUCUAAAGGCUACUGGGCAUUUACCAAGCCAGAUCCUCUUUCCAGCGCUAGCUGUGGAUCCGUCAGCAUAAUGACAAGUCAUCUUCUGGGAAGACAUGAGCUUUCUGAUAUUGCUAAAGAAAAGCUAGUCACAUACCUCAAAGACAUCAUGGUUUCUCGGAACUCAACUGCCGGCUCGAUGCUUUUGUUCGGAUUGCAAGCAGGCAAGGGAACAGCCAAUACGCCAGAAAAAAGGCGUGGAAGCACUCUUCCGGCUUGGCGUGCAGCCUAUGCUCACACCAUGGUUUAUGGAGCUUCCGUCAAUGCCAGUGGUGAUCCGAAUCAGUCCAUGAGAGAGGUGGCAAACUGGUUAGAUACUACCUGUGAGCCUGUUUGGAAACAGUGGGCACCGGAGAGCGGCUCAUAUAUGAAUGAAGGCAAUCCUUUCACGAACAACUGGAAACAUGACUUCUAUGGAGAGAACUAUGAUCGCCUUCUGGGGAUCAAACACAAAUAUGAUCCCACUGGGAGUCUGUUCGUCUGGAGCGGAGUUGGAAGUGAUGAGUGGAGUCAUGAUUUGAAUAGCGGUCUUCUAUGUCGAGUUUAG
This is a messenger RNA of Penicillium nucicola, 1806 nucleotides long. RefSeq names its product FAD-binding oxidoreductase. The transcript is spliced from 2 exons. The record is from RefSeq and is a predicted model, not a curated record. Lineage: Eukaryota; Fungi; Ascomycota; Eurotiomycetes; Eurotiales; Aspergillaceae. Bases 1 to 1806 code for a protein of 601 amino acids. Gene Ontology annotation, molecular function: oxidoreductase activity; FAD binding.